Gekko japonicus is the source of this 579-nucleotide messenger RNA. Its product is annotated as C-type natriuretic peptide 1-like. Bases 1 to 390 code for a protein of 129 amino acids. Lineage: Eukaryota; Metazoa; Chordata; Lepidosauria; Squamata; Gekkonidae. Gene Ontology annotation, cellular component: extracellular region. The record is from RefSeq and is a predicted model, not a curated record. Gene Ontology annotation, molecular function: hormone receptor binding; hormone activity. The transcript is spliced from 3 exons.
AUGAACCCCAAACUCAUCUGCUCCGGCUGGCUUCUGCUGAUUCUGCUCUUGACGCACGACCAAGGAAGGGCCAAACCGAUGACCAACAUCCAGGCCUUGUCCAAACUGUUAGAAGAGGACCUAGAGCAACCCCUGGGGUCUGAGGAAACAGAACAGGAGCAGGAUGAGACCCUCCUCACAGGGGCCAUGGAGCAACAAGACACUCCCCUCCCCUGGUCCAGAAACCCCCUGGAGGGGGUCCCCAUUUCGGAAAGCGCCCUCCAGCGGCUCUUCAGCGAUCUUCUGGGCUCCUCGCGGAGCUACCGGGGCAGAAGCAAAAAGGGCGUCUCGAGGGGCUGCUUUGGCGUCAAGCUGGACCGAAUUGGAGCCCUGAGCGGGCUGGGAUGCUGAACUGUCAGGAUGACGGCUGCGGCGCCCCAGGUGAGACCCUCAACCCUGGUCCCGCCAGACUCCUCAUUCAACCGCUGCAAACAAAGCCACAUCAAGCAAAACCUCUGAAUCUAACUGCAGCCCAAAUACCGCUGGACCUUCGCGGGCUCAUUCACACGCGCCUGACAAAUAAAAAGUCCUUUUUUCAUA